AUGAGCUGGGGGGGAGGAAGGGCUCAUGCUGAGAGCGAGGGCGAGUUCCUGGUUGGGGAAUGGGGCGAGGACUUCGAUGGAGACCUGCGUCAGGAUCUGAGCAAAGACUUGAGUGAGGAAUCGGACAAGGACUUAGAUGGAGACCUGAGUGAGAAUCUGAGCAAAGACUUGAGUGAGGAAUCGGACAAGGACUUAGAUGGAGACCUGAGUGAGAAUCUGAGCAAAGACUUGAGUGAGGAAUCGGACAAGGACUUAGAUGGAGACCUGAGUGAGAAUCUGAGCAAAGACUUGAGUGAGGAAUCGGACAAGGACUUAGAUGGAGACCUGAGUGAGGAUCUGAGCAAAGACUUGAGUGAGGAAUCGAACGAGGACUUAGAUGGGGACCUGCGUGAGGAUCUGAGGAAGGGCUUGGGUGAGGAAUAA
Molecule: messenger RNA, 423 nt
Organism: Penaeus indicus
Lineage: Eukaryota; Metazoa; Arthropoda; Malacostraca; Decapoda; Penaeidae
Product: cyclic AMP-inducible protein BP74-like
Exons: 1
Coding region: 1-423 (140 amino acids)
Source: RefSeq, a predicted model, not a curated record